CAGCUCCGUGGCGGUGAAAAUGACCACGGCGCGAUACCGCCCCACGUGGGAGCUGGCCGUGGACCCCCUGGUCUCGUGUAAGCUGUGCCUUGGAGAGUUCCCCCUGGAGCAGAUGACCACCAUCACACAGUGCCAAUGUGUCUUCUGUACACUGUGCCUGAAGCAGUACGUGGAGCUCCUGAUAAAAGAAGGCCUUGAAACUGCAAUUAGUUGUCCAGACUCUGCCUGCCCCAAAAGAGGACACCUUCAGGAAAAUGAGAUUGAGUGCAUGGUGGCCACAGAGAUGAUGCAGAGGUACAAGAAGCUUCAGUUCGAAAGGGAGGUGCUGCUGGACCCCUGCCGGACGUGGUGCCCCUCUUCCACAUGCCAGGCAGUAUGCCAGCUUAAGGAAACGGACUCUCCAGCUCUUCCCCAGUUGGUCCAGUGUGCUGUGUGUGCCCUCGAGUUCUGCUCAGCUUGUAAGGCCAACUGGCACCCGGGGCAGGCUUGUCAAGAGAACAACCUGCCCAUCACCUCCUUCCUACCAGGAGAAAACAGCUCUUUCUAUAAGAACGAAGAGGAUGACGCACCCAUCAAGCGCUGUCCAAAGUGUAAAGUUUACAUCGAGAGGGAUGAGGGCUGUGCACAGAUGAUGUGCAAGAACUGUAAACAUGCCUUCUGCUGGUACUGUUUGGAGUCCUUGGAUGAUGACUUUCUGCUGAUCCACUACGACAAAGGGCCCUGUCGAAACAAACUGGGCCACUCCAGGGCGUCCGUUAUCUGGCACAGAACACAGGUAGUGGGGAUCUUCGCCGGCUUCGGCCUACUCCUUCUAGUUGCCUCUCCAUUCCUCCUUUUGGCAACUCCCAUCGUCCUCUGCUGCAAGUGCAAGUGCAGCAAAGGCGACGACGACCCACUGCCAACCUAAACGCCACAAGAGUUCUACACGCUGAGCCAUUUCAAGGAUGGGCCAUGUUCUUUUGUCCCUUUUUCACCCCUUUCCAUUCUUGUCCUCCCUGCCGGCUUUGAGAGAGAGCUUCAUUUUUUUGGGCUGGGCUUGCAUCCGCCCUGGCCACUUCGGGAUCCAUCGCUCUGCAUGAGGAGGGUUUAAAAAAGAAGGAAAACAGAGGAAAAAAAGAACCCUUGAGACGUUCCUCUAAAGACAGGGGCAGGAUUGAAGGGAAGCAGAAGUCGGAUUGAUCAAAGGCCUACUAUGUGUUCGCCAGUAAGACGUUGGUUGUUUGGAUGUGAGAAGGAUGUUCCCCUCGCUGACGGCCCGCUGGGUCACUGCGAUGACGGGUUUUUUUUGCGGAGGGAAGGGAGAGUCAUGAAAAAGAGAAACGCUUUUCUCUUGUGUGGACGCUGUCAGGCAGGAGCCGCCUAAGGAAGACCUCUUACUUUGCCGUGUUUAGUUCUGUCAAAAGCUUUUUUCCUCCACCACCUCCACUCAGUGUAGCUCUGCAGAUUCAGUCAGCAGCAGAGAGUCGCACCAAGCAUGUUUGGUGUUCACUCUACGUGCACACAGGACGUGAUUUCUUGGUCAUGACUGCGACUGUGGCGGAGACGAGAGGCCGGUGCCGCUCUCGAGUCAAUGUACAGCAUGUCCUCUUGAUGAUGUCAAUGUUUUAUAAUCUUGCGCUUUUAAUAGAACAGUGCUCAGAGUCAUGUCUUUGUGUUGUACUUUAUAGUGUUUUUCCAACUGUUAGGCAGACAUAUUAAAGGGGAUUGCCACUGAAAUCAAUUUAUUUUCGUCACACAACGACAACAGCGACUGGUCUCAUUAACAUUCUAUGCCCACUUUUUUUCCCACUUUUUUUUUUGUCAUCAAUAUUUUCUCUGUUGAAUUGUAUUUGAGUCACCUCCAGGCAUUAUGAACUGAAUUAUUCACAUGCAUGUUUUUCAUUGAUAGAGUGGCAAUACCCUUUAAGUUUAGAGCAAUUUCAAGUUUAUCAAAGGACCUUGUAUCCGCAUGUUGUGGAAACAUUUUAAUAUUUAAUUAAAAAGAGAUGUCACUCCUGUAAUUCUCAGUCCCGAGGUGGUAUAUAUGGAAUAGCCAAAUAGCAAUGAAUAGCCUUAAUCACAGACUCACCAAAAUCAGGCAUUUUCCCUUGUGCAUUGAAAGAGUAAAGCAUCAAAUCCAAAUAAAUGCAGGGAAAGCAUGUUUAAAGGGACUUUUAAACAUGCUUAAACAAGCAUUGCAGACAGUCAGUGAAGCCCUUUAUCUAACAAUGAUGUCGUCCAUAUGCCACACUGUUUAUAGCCAUGGUUCAAAAGAAAAAAAAAAAGAAAAGAAAAUUAAGGUUGUAAAAUAAUACUCUUUAUGGCCCAUGGCCUGUAUUUUCAGAUCACUUUUCUGAUCUUGAACCGUAGAGUUGUUCAGGAUCAGUCCAACCACCAUCAUGAAUAUUCUAAGUGGAACUCAGAUCACAUCUUCCACUUUUUGAGACUUUUAACAAAUGUCUGCAAACUUGCAUACGUGAGUGGUCAGAGUGUUGUGGAUGUUUUGUUUUUGUGUGUAUUUAGACCUCCCAACAACAAGCAGCUAUUCCUUGCAGGGACGUCAAAAAGCCUAAAGAGUACAUAUAAAAGAAUGUUAAGUUUUUGGGCUCAGAAACACUAAGCUGCUCUAUAUCACUUUAUCUAUGCAAGUUUGUACAUUGUCAUAUAUCAUAGAAGGUCAUAAUUAACUGUAUGUCAUGGGAAAGAGUAAAUAGAGCUGGAGAAUGUGAAAAUAUAUGUUUAUAUUAUGGCUUUAAAGGUAGAAUUUGGCCUUGUUUUCUUUACUUUAGGGUCUAAAUGAUUGAUGUUUUUAAACCUGAAAAUGUCCAGUCCAGAGGUAGAGCAAUCCAUCAAACUGCUUUAAUGUUUCACAGGGACAGUUUUACUCAUCUUCAGUUCUCAAACUAAUAGAACUUUGAAUUAAAAACGACAGGUGGAGCAGCAAAUAUAAUUUGUCAGUUAAGAAUUUCCUUAAACGGAUUCUGCUGUAAAUUGGUUAAAUCACCAUAGUAACUAAAAGCCAUGGGAACCUGCAGUCAGCUGGUUUUUAUGACUGGCCUUGAUUUAUGCGUCUUUUUUUUUGUGUUUUUUAUAGAACAACAUUGCUGCUUUCAAUGACACUCUUCUUAAGGUGCGCAUUUUAUGUUUAAACUGAAAUUUUUUCAGGUGAAAAGACUGAAUGGAGGUUACAUUUCACUCUUGUCAAAGACAUGUAAUGCACAUUACUUGAAUUGUACAUCUAUAAAUGUAGCAUCUAUUACUGUAGCAGCCAGAUUCCAGAGCUGUUCCAUUCUCUAGACAUUCAAGCUUAUUACAAUACAUACCACAUACCAACAUACACAGCGAUGGCCUACGGAUGAGAGGGUUUACGAUAACACAAUCAAAGCAUAGACAUUUGAAAUGUGAUAAGUGAUACCAGUCAGGGUUUCCUUGACGAGCUCUAAUGUGCAGGUUUUAUGCGAGAAAUAUUCAUCAGGUGCUGAAAAAACAAAACUCAGCCUAGUGUUCUGCACUUUUUAUCCUCAUUGUGCAAACAGGGAUGUUUUUGUCAUUUCACACUCGGCAUACCUGUAAUUGCCCAUUACGUCCUCUUGCCUGAAGGAGUGAAUACAUCAUUCACAAAAGCUAUGUGGAGGAACAGGCAGAAGAUCUGUCCUAUUACCAAGCUUUAGACACGGGGUUGUCUCAGUGCUGGGCUGGAAAUAGUCCUCCAAGAGUCUCACAAUAAAUACAUGUAGUGUGAAGGAGGGCUUUGAGAGCUGUUUGACUUUCACCCGCAUUUUAACAGUUGUCUUCCUGCAACAAAUGACCUCCUACUAGGUUUGUGUGGGACUUCUCUUACAAGUAAGGCAAAGGUUAGUAUCUGUGGACACCCAGUUAAAAAUCCCGAUCUGUCAGAGUCAGAGACAAAUGCACCAUUUUUUUUUUACUCUAAAUCAUUUGGACCUUAAAUGAUGGAAAAUUGGGCCAAGGUUUAAGAAUAUAUUGUUUUUCCUUUAAUUCAUUCCAGUAACUUUGAAAAUGCUCAUUUAAUUUAAACUCCAUCAUAUACAGUUUAUUGUGGUUUCUUGUAAUUUCCUCUGUCCUUUGAACGGUAACAAGAAUAUUUUGGAUCGUCAGCUUUUUUUUUUCCCUCGGAAAUGUUGUUUGUGUUUAAAACAAUUUUACAAAGUCCCUUGAGUCAGAAAAAGAUAAACAGCAAAGUAAUCAUUUCUGUGAGUUCCGCUGUGAAAGGCUUGUUUUGGCACCGUGACAUCAUUUGUGAUUAAACUGGUCGCAGCUUCGCUGUUCCAGUAUUUGAAGAAAAAUAGCUACUUCCUCCUGCCUUUCCUGGUGCAAUGCACUGGUGUUUGUGCUGAAUUCCAUGAAAAGCAUGGCAACAAUUGCUAAUAGUGGUGGUCAGCGCUUAAUGGGUAGCUAAUCUAAGUUAAACAGUAGCUAAUCAUCUGCAACUCCCACCAGUCUUUGUACAUUAAUUCAGCAUAGUCAGCAUUAGUGGUAGCCUUAAAUCUUGAGUACUUUUAAGUGUAGCUAUACAUAUGUAUAUAUACAGUAUGUGUAUAUAUAUAUAUAUAUGUGUGUGUAUAUAUACAGUAUAUACACAUAUUCAAUUAAUUUUUUUAGCAUUGAUGUUAAUUUCUAUCCCUAGAAGUUUCUUUCCCCCUCAAAGCUUUCAUUGUUUUUUAUGACAAUCGUGCCAAGCAGAUCUCCUGAAAAGGACAGAGACUCUCAGCUGUCAAAAGUAUGUGCAUUCAGUUUUCUACAGUGGAAAAUGUUGCUAC
Menidia menidia (Atlantic silverside) is the source of this 4760-nucleotide messenger RNA. The record is from the annotation of a GenBank genome assembly. Lineage: Eukaryota; Metazoa; Chordata; Actinopteri; Atheriniformes; Atherinopsidae.